AUGUCUCAGAGAAUUGGUAAUUCGGCUCUUGCUUUAUCAAGGGUAUGGCAUCAUGUCGAUGUUGCUGCUGAUGAAAGAACUUUAGGUCGUAUAGCAUCAAGCAUAGCAUUAACGUUACAAGGGAAACAUAAGCCAACGUUCUCGCCAAAUAGAGACCACGGUGACUACGUUGUCGUCACCAACUGUGCACAUUUGAAAGUAACCGGUAAUAAAUUACAAGACAGAACUUACUGGUCGCAUAGCACUCGUCCUGGUUCAUUAAAAUUGGUGCCUAUGGAGAGGAUGAUCGCUAACAAAGGGUACGCAGAAGUAUUGAGAAGAGCAGUAAAAGGGAUGAUCCCAAAGAAUAAAUUGAGACUCAUCAGAAUGGAUAGAUUGAAACUUUAUGAUGGAGAUGAACAUCCUUAUAAGCAAAACUUGAUUGCAUACGCUGACGAGAUGAAGGAGAUGAAGAGUAAAUUAGCUGAAUUAAACAGAAAAGAAAAGGCAAUGCAAGAUCUUCGUGCAAAGUAUUUGGAAAGUUAG
Debaryomyces hansenii CBS767 is the source of this 525-nucleotide messenger RNA. Its product is annotated as mitochondrial 54S ribosomal protein uL13m. Bases 1 to 525 code for a protein of 174 amino acids. Gene Ontology annotation, cellular component: ribosome; mitochondrial large ribosomal subunit. Lineage: Eukaryota; Fungi; Ascomycota; Pichiomycetes; Serinales; Debaryomycetaceae. The record is from RefSeq and is a predicted model, not a curated record. Gene Ontology annotation, biological process: negative regulation of translation; translation. The transcript has a single exon. Gene Ontology annotation, molecular function: mRNA binding; structural constituent of ribosome.